AUGUCCAACAGCAGCUCCAUCACCCAGUUCCUCCUCCUGCCGUUCACAGACACACGGGAGCUGCAGCUCUUGCACUUCUGGCUCUUCCUGGGCAUCUACCUGGCUGCCCUCCUGGGCAACGGCCUCAUCAUCACCACCAUAGCCUGGGACCAGCACCUCCACACCCCCAUGUACUUCUUCCUGCUCAACCUCGCCCUCCUUGACCUGGGCUCCAUCUCUACCAUUGUCCCCAAGUCCAUGCAUAACUCCCUCUGGGACACUAGGGUCAUUUCCUAUACAGGAUGUGCUGCACAGGUUUUUUUUUUCUUUUUCUUUGCUACAGCAGAGUUUUACCUUCUCACCAUCAUGUCGUACGACCGCUACGUUGCCAUCUGCAAACCCCUGCACUACGGGACCUUCCUGGGCAGCAGAUCUUGUGUCCACAUGGCAGCAGCUGCCUGGGCCACUGGGUUUCUCAAUGCUCUGCUGCACAUGGCCAAUACAUUUUCACUGCCCCUGUGCAAGGGCAAUGUCCUGGGCCAGUUCUUCUGUGAAAUCCCCUCGUUCCUCAAGCUCUCCUGCUCAUGGUCCUACCUCAGGGAAGUCAGGCUUCUUGUGGUCAGUGUAUUAGUAACAUUUGGCUGCUUUGUGUUCAUUGUGGUGUCCUAUGUGCAGAUCUUCAGGGCCGUGCUGAGGAUCCCCUCUGAGCAGGGACGGCACAAAGCCUUUUCCACCUGCCUCCCUCACCUGGCCGUGGUCUCCCUGUUUAUCAGUACAGGUUCCUUUGCCUAUCUGAAGCCCCCCUCCAUUUCCUCCACUUCAAUGGAUUUGCUGGUGUCUGUUCUGUACUCGGUGGUGCCUCCAGCAGUGAACCCCCUCAUCUACAGCAUGAGGAACCAGGAGCUCAAGGAUGCCCUGUGGAAACAGAUGACUGGAUUUCUUCUGAAGCUGUAA
Messenger RNA from Columba livia (rock pigeon), 933 nucleotides. RefSeq names its product olfactory receptor 14J1-like. Lineage: Eukaryota; Metazoa; Chordata; Aves; Columbiformes; Columbidae. The coding region runs from base 1 to 933 and encodes 310 amino acids. Gene Ontology annotation, cellular component: membrane. The record is from RefSeq and is a predicted model, not a curated record. The transcript has a single exon. Gene Ontology annotation, molecular function: olfactory receptor activity; G protein-coupled receptor activity; odorant binding. Gene Ontology annotation, biological process: G protein-coupled receptor signaling pathway.